AUGGACGCCUCCUCCCUCCGCAUCUCCAAGUUCGAUGGAACUAACUUCCACGCCUGGAAGUUCAAGAUGCAGAUGGUGCUGGAGGAACGGGACCUAUGGGAGGUCGUCAGCGGUGAGAUCAAGGCGGAACAGUGCGAGACUCAGUUGGACCAAGCGACGUACAAGAGGAAGUCAAGAAAGGCGAUGGCAGUGAUCUGUCUAGCCAUGGAAGAUUCCCAGCUACCGUUGGUCCGGUCGGCAAGUGGUGCAUGCGACGCAUGGUCAAGGUUGGAAGACCACUUCGAGAAGAAGAGUCUUGCCAACAAGCUGUUCUUGCGCCGUCGCUUCUUCACGACAAUGAUGGAAGAAGGCGACGAUGUGCUCGAACACAUCAACAAGCUCAAGACGCUGGCGGAACAGCUAGAAGCGGUGGGGGCUCCAGUCUGCGAGGACGAUCUGGUGAUCACACUCCUCGGCAGCCUGAGUGACUCGUAUCAAUUCUUGAUCACAGCUUUGGAGUCGCGCUCAGACACUCUUAGCUGGGAGCUCGUGACGUCUCGACUGCUUCAUGAAGAAAUGAAGCGGAAGGAGCAAGGAAGUAAAGGUGAUGAAGCUUCGCAAGGUCAAGCGUUCAUCACAAGGGACAAUCAGCGCAAAGGGAGACCAGUGAAGAAGUCCUGGCCGUGCCAUAAUUGCGGAAAGAUUGGUCACUGGAUGGCGGAGUGCCCCUCGCGCAUCCAAGAAAACACGGAGAGACACCGGCCACAGCGUGCUCAAGACAGCGGCGACCGCUAUCGAUCACAACGUGCAAACGUCGCUCAAGAAGAAGACUCGGGCGACUACCUCUUUUCGAUCGGUGAAACGACAUCUGCGAAAUCGAGCGACAUCUGGCUGGUCGACUCCGGGGCGACGCAGCACAUGACGUGCUCCAAGAAGUUCAUGCGGAACUACAAGGGGUUUGACGCUGUGGAUGUCCAUCUCGCGGAUGAUGGAAUCGUCCAAGCAAUCGGCAGUGGGGACAUUGUCAUGUCGAUGAAGACACCCCAAGGGAUGAAGAAAGGUGUGCUCACAAACGUGUGGCACAUCCCAAAGCUAUCCAGAAACCUGUUCUCGGUCGGCCGCUUCACCAAGGAUGUCGGCCCAGUGACGUUCACGAAGGAUGGGUGCUAUGGAGAAGCGAAAGGGACCAAGUGGAAAAUUGGUGCCCGUGAAGGUAAAGGACUGUUCAAGCUGCAAAUGACUCCAGUGGCGCCGGAACAAGCAAAUGCAGCCAAGUCGUCGGGAUGUCAAGGGGGCACCAAGUCGUACCUCUGGCACCUUCGGCUUGGCCACAUAGGUCACGAUGGACUCAAUUGCAUCGUGACGAAGAACAUUGGAAUUGGCAUCGACAUAUCUUCGGUGAAGAAGUGGGACGUGUGUGAAGGUUGUGCUCUGGGAAAACAGACUCGAGUGCGCUUCCAAUCAAACACUACAGCUCGCACCUCCAAACUCCUCGAAGUGAUUCACAGCGACGUAUGCGGACCGAUGUCGAUGGCAACUUUCAGUGGAAAACGGUACUUCGUGACAUUCAUUGAUGACAAGUCAAGAUACUGUGUCGUCUAUCUGCUCAAGAGCAAAUCUGAAGUUGCGGCGAAGUUCAUGGAAUACGCUGAGAUGGCCGAAACGCAAACCGGAAAGCGCGUGAAGUACCUUCAAAGCGACAAUGGGGGUGAAUACAAGUCCGACAAGCUGGCACGAUUCUGCGCGGAACGGGGAAUACAACAAAGGUUCACACCCCCAUAUACUCCUCAGCUAAACGGAGUAGCUGAGAGAAUGAAUCGCACGCUGGUCGAGUGUGCGCGUUGCAUGAUGGAACACGCUGGACUGGGAAAGAGCUACUGGGGUGAAGCAGUGAUGACGGCGAUGUUUCUUCCGAAACCGCUGUCCAACACGUGCCAUUCACCAAGACAAGUCUCCAUAUCAAGUGUGGACGAUGAAGAAACCGAUUCUGGCCAACCUUAA
Peronospora matthiolae is the source of this 1980-nucleotide messenger RNA. The record is from the annotation of a GenBank genome assembly. Lineage: Eukaryota; Oomycota; Peronosporomycetes; Peronosporales; Peronosporaceae.